This is a messenger RNA of Spinacia oleracea (spinach), 2575 nucleotides long. RefSeq names its product interactor of constitutive active ROPs 3. The record is from RefSeq and is a predicted model, not a curated record. The transcript has 5 exons. The coding region runs from base 375 to 2228 and encodes 617 amino acids. Lineage: Eukaryota; Viridiplantae; Streptophyta; Magnoliopsida; Caryophyllales; Amaranthaceae.
CGGACGUGAAACCAGAGUUAGAAAUAACAUAAUUUCUGAAAACUUGGGAAACAACAAUUCUCACUCCGCGGCCCUCUCUCUGUCUGUCUCUCUCCUACUUGAGUCCUUUUCUUCCCCACUCUCCCCACUCUCUCUCCUCACUUUGCCAGUUGACACUCUUUCUCUCUCCUCUAACCCUUUUCCUGUCUUCAAUGUUAAACUCACAGCAACGGCAACAUCACAUUCUGCAUUUUCAGUAGCUCUUCCGAUUUUAUUGAGAGUUUUGUGGGGUCCAAAACAGCAUUGAUUGUGUGAAGAAGAUCUAAUACUAGUGCCCCCAUUUGCAAAUUCACACCUUGUGUUGUGUUAAAGGGAGGGAAGAGUUGUGUUCCAUUAUGCAGACUGGAAAGGCAAGCAGAGGAAGUCCCAAGGAGUCACCUCAGAAAGUUUCCACAAGACCAGUCAGACAGCUGAAAAUAACUUCAGCUGAGCUGAGCUCCUCAUCCCCGUCAAGUAAUGCUACUGCUAAGACUCCUAACCGAAGUCCUAAAGUUUCGGAGCGUAGAUCACCAAGGAGCCCAAUUUCGGAGAAGAAACGACCAAGCAAAUUGUCGGAAUUAGAAUCGCAGAUUUCCAAACUCCAGGAUGAUUUGAAAAAGGUGAAAGACCAACUGGUUGCUUCUGAAUCGGUUAAAAAGGAGGCUCAGGAAGAUGCAGAGGAAGCGAAAAGGCAACUAGCAGAUGUUUCUUCAAAACUAGAAGAAUCCGAAAAGCAACUUUGUGAACAUCUUGCUUCAAAGAAAGAAAAUAUUGUAGAUCUUGAAAAAAUUUCAGAGGGAAAGGAACAAGAAUGGGAAUCUCAGAUUGAGUCUGUUCGCAAGCAGCACUCGAUUGAUUCAGCUGCUUUAGCUUCAGCCUUGGACGAAAUUGAAAAGCUAAAGCUGCAUCUUGAGAAGGUGACUGAAUCUGGUGACGUACAGGUUAAACAAAGUGAAACUGCACAUUCCGAGCUCCAAAGCUUGAAAGAUAACUUGGCUGAAACUCUCUCUGUUGUUGAAAGCAUGAAACAAGAGCUAAAAGAAUCUAGAGUAUCUGAAGCUCAAGCACAGGAGCUAGUCAGGGAAACCCUACUCCAACUAGAAGCAGCUAAGGAAACUGUAAAAGCCCUCAGAUCAGAUGUCAACAGAUCCACAGAAGCGUACAAUUCUGUUACUUCUGAACUAGAGCAGUCAAAAGCACAUGCAUGCUAUCUUGAAGGAGUCGUCCAAGGACUUAAGGUGGACCUCAUGAAACUCAGCAGCGUUAAUUCUCUUGAAACCGCUGGUGAUCAGAUAUUGCCAGAGGAUGUCCAUCAGCUUCAGAUAGAGCUACAAGCUGCAAAGUCCGAUGUGAGACAUCUUAAAUGCGCAUUAGAAGCUGCUGAGAUAAGAUACAAUGAAGAACGAUCUCACAACAGCACGCAGAUUGGAAAUGCAUCUCAACUCUUGGAGAAAAUCAAGUUGCAAUCUAGCUUAAGAGAGACUGAGCUGGAAGUGGAGUUGAAGAAAGCUAGUGCAAAUAUUGAAGAGCUGAAGGCAAACCUGAUGGAUAAGGAAACUGAAUUGCAAGGCAUUUCAGAUGAGAAUGAUAGCUUGAAUCUGAAGCUUGAGAAAUCUUUAGGAUGCCAAAUUGAGCAGGAAGUGGACAAUGAGCUGAAAAAGCUGAGGGAACAUGUAUCUGAUUUAAGAGCAAAUUUGAUGGAUAAGGAGACAGAACUACAGAGCAUAUCAGAGGAGAAUGAAAUGCUGAAGCUAGAAAUCAGUAAACGGGAAAUGGACAAGAGUGUUGAAAAUGACCAAGCCGUUGCUGAGGUGGAUGCAUCCCGAGCUGCCGAGCAAGAGGCAGUGACAAAGCUAGCGUACAUGAUGGAAGAAGUAGAUAAGAGUAACAGUAAAACAGCGAGGGUUGUUGAGCAACUAGAGGCAUCUCAAGCAGCAAAUGCAGAUUUGGAGGCAGAGCUAAGAAGACUUAAAGUGCAGUCUGAUCAGUGGAGAAAGGCAGCUGAAGCUGCUGCUUCUAUGCUGUCACCUGGAAGCAAUGGGAAAUAUGUGGAGCGAACUGGAUCAUUGCCUUUAGAUAACAAAUAUAGCCCUGUUGGUGGGAGACAUAGAUCACCAUACUUGGAUGACUAUGAUGACGAUUCCUUCAAGAAGAAAAAUGGCAAUGUCCUGAAAAAGAUCGGAGUUUUGUGGAAGAAACCACAGAAAUGACAUACUGAAACAGAUAUUCAAGGUGCUUCUCGUUGUAACCGCUGGAUGAAUCUGCAACUUACACUGGAUGAUCAAAGAUUUUUGCAGUAUUCAGUUUCAGUAAUGAAAAGACUAGUAAUGUCGUCCAAGAAUCCUUUUGUCAAUGUAUAUGUAUUAGACUAGUUGGAAGUAGCAGGUUUUCGUUUAUGCAACUGUAAUUUUGGUAAGCCGAAUUUGUAUAUCUGGUUUACUGAUGAUGGUCUCCGCUAGUUAUUUAUGACUCGUAUGCAUGUAAAACCCUUUUAUGGAGAUUCAAUUGCAUAUGAUGGUGGAGAAAGAAAAAUAUAUUUUGCCUUUUUCCGGUUGAA